AUGAGGAGCGCUGGAGUGAGGGGCCAGGGCCCCCCUCCAGUCCUGGUGGGGGCGGAGGGUCCCGCGACCAGGGGCACAGCGGGCCCCGUGUCUGGCGCUGGCGGGCGCGCCGCUCGCGAGGCUGCCGUCAUCGGCAAGGCACCGCUGGUCGGCAGGGCAGGAGGCCAGCAGCUUCGAGCUGGCCUAGUCAUGCUCGGCUGCAAUGGCAACACUUGGAGCAGGAGCAUGGAAGCCCUCGAGGCCUUCUUCAAGGCGUACGACUACUGGCCCGACGUAGUGGCGCUGCAGGAGACGAGGCUCCCGCAUGAGCGCCUGCCCAGUGCGGCGGCGCAGGCUCGCGGCCUGGGUUACGCUGCCUUCCUCCACGAGGCGGUGCCGACGGAGAAGCAGGGGCCCCAGGCGACCUCAGGCGGCGUGGCGAUCAUGGUGCGAGAUGGCUUGCAGGCCGACGAGUCUGCGUACCCGUUGCCCUCGGCCUUGCGGCACCGCCUCAUCGGGGUGGAGAUCGCCGCCGCCUCGGGCCUUCGGAUCCUGGUGCUUGCUGGGUACUUUCAGCACUCUUUGGGCCCUCGAGGCACCAACCUGGACCUGUUCUCGGCCAUCUCGGAGGUGACGGGCUCUUCUGCCGACAUCCCGUGGGUCCUCCAAGCCGACUUCAACAUGGAGCCCGAGCCCCUGGAGGAGUUGGGGUGGCCCGCUUCGGUGCGGGGGCACGUCCUGGGGCCCUCGGAGGCGACGUGCCAUGCCGAGGGAUGCGACCACCUCUACGACUGGUUCGUGGCUUCCGCGGCGUUGGCAGCUUGCACGGCAUCCUGCGCCACCACGCUCGAGGGCUUCGGGCUGCACCCUCAUCGCCCUGUCCUGCUUCGUCUCCAGGACGUUCGGGCAGAUGCCUUGGUGGAGGUUCCGUCCAGGCCCGCACGCUUCCCCGAAGUUGCUCCUGAGCUCCUUCGGGCGCACGAGGACGCGGAGAUUGUGUGCUACUCGGUUGGCAAGAAAGGUCAGGUCACGCCUAGGUGCGCCGCGUGGUCCUGGGACACAGGCACUUCACCGACCAACCUCUCCGUCGCCUUCAGCGAGUGGGUGGCGGCUGCUGAAGGCACCCUGGUCGGCAUCCACGGCAUCGUCCAGGCAGACUUGGCCCGUCAUCUCGGCAGAGGAGAGGGGCCGCGGCUGUCCCUCAAGCCUCUCAGUGCCUUGGUCAGGCGUGAUGCCAGGUUCAGGUUCAGCCUCCUCACGCACCGCUUGAGGAGCUGCCUGGACGUGGCCCUCCAGCGGGUGCGCGCUGAGAGGACUGGCCGCUGGCACCCUCGGCAUGCUGACUGGUACAGGCACCAGGCCGAGCUCAGGGCGCAGCUCUUGCUAGAGGCGGUGCAGGAGGCUUCCGACUCGGUCGGUGGGGCCCCCCCUGGCGCAGCCCCUGAUCGACUAGGCGACAUGGUGUUUCAGGCGGGCGUCCACGGCAACCCUGAUGCCGUUCGGGACCUCCAAGGGCUGCUCGGUGCAUCGCAGCGCCGCGACGCGGCUCAGAGCGCCCAGGCCUGGCGCAACUGGGCACAGACAGCGGUCGAGAAGGGCGGUCGUCUGGCCCACCGCUUCUCGAAGGCGACGCCCCCGCCGACGGUCAGGGACGCUGACUCGGGCAGGAGGCUUGUUGGGAUGGCAGCGAUCGGCGAGCUCACGAGUGUCUGGCAGAAGCUGUGGCUCCAGGAUGGGUUUGCCCUGGGCGCAGGGGCCAGCAGCUGGGACGUUGGCGAGUGGCGGCUGCCACCCAUCUCGCUGGAGCAGCUCCAGGCGGCCUGCAAGCGCUACAGCCCCUCGGUGGGGCUCGGGUGCGACUCUCUGCACCCUAGGCAGAUCCUCCUGUUGCCCGUUGCACUGCAGCAGCGCAUCCUGGACAUCUUGGCGGCCUACGACGACGCCCCUGCAUCGAUCAGCGGGCAGGUCUCCCUGAUGGUGUUCAUCCCGAAGGCAGAUGGAGGGGUGAGGCCUAUUGCGUUGCUGCCGCUGGUCCUGCGGCUGUGGUCGCGCCUCCGCCAGCCGUGCUGUGCCCGCUGGGAGGCUGACCACGACUUCCCCUUUUUCUGGGGACGUGACGGGCGGGACUGCGAGCGGGCUGGGUGGUUGCACAACUGCUUUGCGGGGUUCGCGAAGGCGAACCAGCAGUUCGAGGCCGCGAGCCUCUUCCUGGACAUCAGCAAGUUCUACGAGCACGUGCGUCACGACGUUCUCUGGGCGAAUGCAGUACGUUUCGGGUUCAACCUCAGGCUGUCGCGCGGCCUCCUCACCUCCUACCAGGCCCCUAGGAUGAUCCUCGCGGCGGGCAUGGCUUCCCCCGCCUUCAGCACUACGGGUACGGUUUUGGCUGGGUGUGCGUGUGCGACAGCAGUUGCGAAGCUCCCAGUGCUGGGCGCCCUCCUGGCCGCGGGGGCGACGUGCCCGUUGGUCACGCCGAGGAAUGUGGUCGACGACAUCUCUCUCCAGGCGGUCGGCACGGCCCGACUCGUUAAGCAGCAGAUGUUGGUCUCCAGCUGUGAAGUGGUCCGCCUGCUGCGUGAACAGCACCUCCCACUCAACGAGAGUAAGUCGGUCUUCCUGGCCUCGUCGCCGCAGCUCGCCAAGGAGCUCUCCGAGGCGUGGGCAGCGCAGGGCUUGGCCUUCAAGAGGGGACUGCAGGCGAGGAACCUCGGCACAGACGCCAACAUCACCCGUCGAGGAGUGCACGAAGGUGCGGUGCGUGCGGUCGGCGGCCUUCGGCGUGGACGCAGGCUCGGGGUGCUUCGCUCAGCUGGUGCGGCGACCGAGAUGGUCCACCGUGCUGGGCCCACCGCGGCGAUGCUGUGGGGGCGUACGGUGACUGGUGUACCUGAUAGGGAGCUUCAUUCGUGGCGCUUGGCGGCUGUGCGCUCGGCUGGGAGGUUCCCCAAGGGCGCCUCACUCGGGCUGGGGCUCAGAGCUGUGGAGGUCAUGCGGUCCAUCGACCUCGACCCGAGCCCCGCGCUGCUUCGAGCCGCUGUGCAGAUGGCGGCCAGCCUCCUUCAGUCGGGGGAGGUCUCCCAGCGCAUGUUCGAGACGGCCGUGCAGGAGGCGGAGCAGAGGCACGCGGGAGCAGCAGCCCCAUGGGCGCACUGCCGUACGCCAGUGGAUGCCUUGGCCCUCUCGCUCACCAGGGUGGGCUGGAGGCUCGUCCAAGGCACCUGCCUCGCCACCGACGACGGCCACAUCCUGGACCUGCGCAUGAUGGGGCCGCGCGAGCUGGGCCUGCUGGCAGCGGCAGGGGCGCGGCGUGCUUCGGACAGGUCGGAGCUGGCCCGCCUCGGCCACGGUGCACUCCCCCCGUCGCCCUUGUUCUGGGAGGCCUUCUCCGAGGUCCUCGGGCCUGGCAGCAAGCUCAGCCCCAGGGAGAAGGCGGCGGUGAUGAGUUUCCUUUCCAACGCCCACUGGCCCCAGACCCGUCUGCACUCGGCGGGGGAGAGGGUGCAUGCCCGCUGCUGCGCUUGCGAUGCACCCCGCGGCAGCCUCUGGCACAGGCUGUUCGAGUGUCCCGUCCUCGCGGGGCCGAGGCGCGACUCUACCUCCGACCGCCUUCGGUCGGAUGCCAUGGCGGUCAUGUGGCGCAAUCGCCCCGCCGACGGUCUCCUCGGGGGGCGCCUCUACCUGGAUGGGUCGGCGCUCGACCCCGAGCACGAGAGCCUACGGCGUGCGGGUUGGAGCAUCGUGCAGUGCGACUCCGACGGCAACAUGGAGUGCGCGGUGUACGGCAGCGUGCGCCAAGACCUCUGCCCGUUCCAGACGGCCAAGGACGGCGAGGAUUUCGCGGUCUGGAUGCUGUCCCGCUUCCUGGGCCCGAGUGUGGACGAGAUCCUCAUCGAUUGUGCGUCUACGGUCAGCUGCCUCACGUUGGGCAAGAAGUACGCGACGGCAGCCAACAAGCCCAAUGCUCACCUCUGGGAGGGGAUCUACGCUUCGCUGGACGUGGACAUGCUCAAGGUUACCAAAGUGGCAGCCCACUGCACCGCCAGGGACGUGAUGGAUGGCAGGAUCACGGAGGCGGACCUCCGCGGCAACGGUCAUGCUGACCGCUGGGCCAAGGCAGGUGCGGAGCUGCACCGCACCAGCCCCGUGGCCAGGCGCGAGUUCUUCGGCACGAUGGAGGUGGUGAGGGAGCUCGCAUGCUGGGUGGUGCAGGGCGGACGUAGAAUGGAAGGGGACCGGAAGUCCGAAGGUGUCGAGGUUGUACUCGCUUUGCGUGCGCAACCAGUUCCCUGGUCCACGGACCAGUUUGCGCAGCAUGUGACGCUCUGUGGCAAGCAGGCCGCUUGUAGGCUUGAGACCAGGGAGACCCGUGGCAGACUCAGGAGUGCCCUCGACGUCCUGCGCGAGAGGGACCACACCCAGAAGGGCGUAUUCGCCUGCCGCCUCGAUAUCAACCCGCGCGUGGAUUUCUUCCCCGGGACCCUCCUCGCCGACGGCGCCCGCGAGGCGGACCUGGUGCGGUCCGCCCCGGCGCUGAAGUCCUACGACCGCGACCCGGGGCUGCUGCUCUGGACGCGGUGGUACGACAAGACGAAGAUGGCGUACGAGGCGGUGCCGCGCGAGAGGGGCUGGGACGCCGUCCUGGACUGGACCGCCACGGUGCUCCGCACCGCCUCCGUGCAGCACUUCUUCUCCGCGCUGCUGCCGCCGCCCGCGGACCUGGCCGAGCUGGACCGCCAGGCCGCGGACUGGCUCAGCCGGCGCCAGCGGAUGAAGGUCAGCGAGAUUGCGCAGUGCACUGCGUGCUACAGAGACCCGGUGCUGGUCAGCAUCGACCCCUCAGAGUUCGGCACGCCGGAGGCGGCGGACGGUCUGCUGAGGGCGCACCUGCUGGCGAGCUGCGGCGGCACAGGCAAGCUGGAGCCGUUCGGGCGGCGCCUCGGAUGGGAGGCGCGGGAGGUCGAGGAGUAUUUCCGGGGCGUGAAGCCGCAGCUGCCCGACGGCGCCGCGCGGGCAGUGCGGGGCCUGCUGGAGCCGGAGCUCUUCCGGCCGCACUACUUCAGCUCGGUGCGGGUUCCGGCGGUCCCGCCUGCGUGCGCUCUGCCGAAGGCUGUCGGCCGAUCCGCACCGCUAGUCUCCUGGCUGGUGCCCGCGCGCAACGCGGAGCACUUCCUGAUGGACUGCCUCUCGUCCAUUGAGAAACAGAGCGGCAUCGACGCGGGCUGCUGGGAGGUGAUUGUCGUUGAGGAUGCGUCCGAGGACGGGACCCUGGCAGUGGCGCGCAAGUUUGCCGAAGGUCGGCCGCACGUUAAGGUGAUCGACAAUCCAAAGCAGAUGGGUGUCGGGGGCGCCCUUUGCGAGGGCUGGCCUCACUGCCAGGGCGACUUCGUGGCACGGCUAGAUGCCGACGAUCUGGCGGCGCCAGAGCGCCUACUCAAGCAGCUGAGAUACCUCGAGCAGCACAAGACCAUCUCCGUACUCGGGGGCCGAGUGCUCCCGUUCUGGACCGAGACGCGCAAGUGCACCGUCGAGAAGUGCGGAGACAAGUCGGCCGGGCGCGUCGCGGUGGUGGCCUGGCGGGAGUUCCACGGCAACCAGACAUCCCGGCGGCGCGAGACAUUCACCCUCGUCAGAGUCGGCGACGACAUUGUCCUGGAGGAUGCCCCGGCCGAGUACGACGGUUGCAAAGUCGUGAGGAUUGGCGACGAGUCUUUGGUGCUCAACCCAGACAAGUGGCGCGAGGCCCUCAAGUCGGCGCAGGGCCACAGGGGGGACGUCACCUUGCAGAGGCGAGACCCCGCGGAGCAGGAGAGGGGCAGCCGGUUCCUUCACCCGACGCUCAUCAGAGCAAUGGGCAUUUUCGAGGAGUGCCUCUUGGGCACCACGGCCACGUUCCGCCGGGAGCACUUCCCGAGGGACGACGGCCCAUUCUGGAGGGAGGAGUCGGACCAGUGGUGCUGGUCCAGCCUGGAGCCGCACCAGCCCGCCUCGAAUCUGGCAGACACCGUCGUGCACCAGCGCCGCCACGACGGGAACCGGGAGCAGGUGCACGCCAGGGCCAUUUCCGAGUCCGCGCUGGCCGCAGUGCAGUGCCACUUGACGUCCGCGUACGGCGUGGACGUGGACCUCCACGACGCAGCGGCCUUGCGCCACUUCUCGGGGCCGCGGAGCGCCGACCAGGGGCAGAAGCUGGCAGAGGUGCUGCAGCAGGUCGAGCGGUGCCUCGUGGCCGAGUGCAUCCGCCCGAGAUGCCGCGGAGGGCCGCGGCGAGUUCUGGAGGGACUUCGUCGAGGGCCGGGAGGAGGCGCUGGAGCGAGCGGUCGCGUCCGCACGGGCCCAGUUCCAGGCGGUCGUCAACCAGAGGGCCGAGGUCGUCACCAGGGCCGACGACGACUCGCCGCGGGGCAAGAGGUCGCGCACGCCGCCGCGCUGAGCGCGGGCGGCGGGCCGCCGCCUCUCCCGCACCUGCGCGCUGCGCCUUCCCUCGGGGGGGCGUUGGGCGUCGUCGUCGUUCGAGGUUCUGUGGAGGACGCCCCCUCACGCGGCAGUGGUCCUCCUCUCGCUCAUUCUCCUCCUCCUUUCUUACUAACGCCUUUCAGUCCUUCGCAGGUCGCCUUUCCUCAAGCGUACGGGGCGCUGCCUUUGCAAUAA
Molecule: messenger RNA, 6627 nt
Organism: Prorocentrum cordatum
Lineage: Eukaryota; Dinophyceae; Prorocentrales; Prorocentraceae
Source: the annotation of a GenBank genome assembly